GCCAUCUCCCCUGGGGCGACAAGGCCGGGCCCGGCGGGGCGGGGGGGGAUGGCGGCCGCAGGGCUCUGCGCGGCAGUAAAGACCCAGCUCCCAUUCAGCGCUUUUGGGCGUACCUGGAUUGUAGCGGGGUCCGAUUUCCAGGCUGCCAUGAGGAAAGGUUGUUGAAAAGCAACUGUGCACGCCUUUGCUGCUGCUUCCAGGAAGCAACUUUAAGGGAUAGAAGGACACAAUGAGGUCUAAAAUGUUGGUUCUGAAAGCAUCCUGUGGUGAGAUGCUUAUUUUAUUAAUUUGGGGCUCAGAGAUGGAUUCAUCAGAACAAUCAACAAUCAGGAGUGAGCAGAAAUCCAGAAAAUUCUUAAAAAGUCUAAUAAGAAAGCAGCCUCGGGACCUUCUUCUUGUGAUUGGAACUGGGGUAAGUGCUGCUGUAGCGCCAGGAAUCCCAGCGCUGUGCUCCUGGAGAAGCUGCAUUGAGGCUGUAAUUGAAGCAGCCGAACAACUGGAGGUGCUUCAUCCAGGAGACGUGGCUGAAUUUCGUAAAAAAGUAAUCAAAGAUAGAGACCUGCUUGUGGUUGCACAUGAUCUCAUCAGGAAAAUGUCACCACGUACAGGGGAUACGAAGCCCAACUUCUUCCAAGAUUGCUUAAUGGAGGUGUUCGAUAAUUUAGAACACCACAUUCAGAAUCCUGUUGUUCUGCAAUCAAUCCUGAGGCUCAUGGAGAGAGGCACGAUGGUUCUGACUACAAACUAUGAUAAUUUACUUGAAAUAUUUGGUCAGCAACAGAGUAAACCUAUGGAAUCUUUAGACUUGAAAGAUAAGGAUAAGGUUCUUCAGUGGGCGAGAGGUCAUAUAAAAUAUGGAGUUCUUCAUAUUCAUGGCUUGUAUACAGAUCCCUGUGGGAUGGUGCUAGAUCCCUCGGGAUAUAAAGAUGUUACUCAAGAUCCUGAAGUCAUGGAAGUUCUUCAAAAUUUGUAUCGAACCAAGUCUUUUCUGUUUUUGGGCUGCGGAGAGACUCUGCGUGAUCAGAUAUUCCAAGCUCUCUUUCUUUAUACUGUAAAGAAUAAAGUGGAUUUAGAACAUUAUAUGUUGGUGCUUAAAGAAAAUGAAGACCACUUUUUUAAGCUCCAGGCAGAUAUGCUGCUGCAUGGAAUAAAAGUAGUAUCCUACGGGGACUGCUUUAAACAAUUCCCAGAGUAUGUUCAAGAUCUGACUGCUCAAAUCUGCAAGCAGAGAAGUCCAGACGCUGAUCGAGUGGACAGCACAACACUCUUGGGAACUUCGUGUGUGGACUGUGCUAAAAGGAAGUUAGGAGAAAAUGGCACUGAUUGUCCUAAGAGAAUCAAGCAGCCAGAUAAUGGUAUACCCACUAUUUAAUGAGGAAAAAACCCCAAAACCCAACCCAGAAGCUUUUUAACAGUAGGUGUUUUACAUCUGCUGCAUGGAAAGUUUUGAGCUGAGUAUUUCCAUGGUUUUAAGUGGAAUAAAAAUUGUGCAUUUUAGCCUUUUCUCUUCUAGAGCUGUAAAUGUGUAAUGUAUGCAGAGCUCAAGUCAGACUAGUUAUUCUCCAGGCACUUCCAUACUACUGUAUCUGCAGGGUCAUUUAGAAGCCAGGGCAAGUUUUCUUUGCCUGUGCCUCAAGCCAGUUGGACCAAGCUCUUACCAAGGUGAAGCCACAAGAGAUGAGAUGUUUGAAUGUGUCAGAAAUUACUUUUGGCAUACCUGUGACUGUUAGUUGCCUUUAAAAAUGACGGGGGGGUUAUUCUUUUCUCAGCACGUGUACAUGUCAGCUUACUGACCUAUUUGCAGUGUACUUCUAUGGAAACAUUUUAGCAGUUGUUUAAAUUGUAGAGUAUGCUGCUAGUUCUCUCAGAAAGCAGAUAAUGGGUGGUUUUAAUGCAGCGGAAUUAAAACCAGUUAGUAUCUAUCUAAGGUAUUUGUAGGCAAUUUCUGGUGUGUAGGCACUGCAUUAACUGUUUUUUUUCCUGAGGUGCUGUUACUUCUGAACCUACCUACCACUGACUUGUCUCAGCACUAAACUGACAAAGUUACUGGACCCAGUUGCUCACACUGGUCAUCUGCAAUUUUCUAGUCAGCUGCCUCUCACCUCAGUGUCUGCAGGAGAGCAUGUUCAGGACCACUCUUUGUUCUGAUACUGGCACAUUCAUACCUGGCAGUCCUGGAGGGUUGCUUCCAUCAGGUUUCUCUGCUUAUGUUCCCUGUGGAUUUGAUCUGUUAUGCCUUCUGAGAUCACAUCCCACUAUAAUGAGGUUUUACAGGGAGUGGAAGCGAUGGGUCUGUCAGAUGACCUUUCUGUCUAAAUUGUGGUACAUCAACUCUUUACUUCCACCUCACAAAAAACAAUUUCUGCUUGUUCUCUAGUACGUAUGUGUGCAAAAUGAAAAGCUUAAAAGUGAGGUGCGUGCUUCUUUCUAGACUAAUAACUACUGAGAUGGGUAGUUUUUGUGUUGUCCAAGUCUUUGUGCCUGUUCUGAAGUAGGUAAAGAUCUGAAGACAUUUUGCCUAGAAAAGCAAUCUUAAACAACGCAUGCGCACUGACUCUUGUCUCUUCUACCCCAGAAAAAAACACCUUUCAUGACUGACAGUCUGGAAAUCAUACUUGGGUUUUAGUAUGCAGUGUAACUGCCAAGGACCUCAAGUGUCAGUUCUCAAGGUUUCAGUUGUGUUUUUUUUUUUGAAAGGUAAAAAUCAAAAGCAAAACCAGCCUGAAUAUAGACCAUACUCAUCUUCUCCCUUUGAGAGGUUGUACUUAUGCAUACAUCCCUUUUGAAAAUUAAGUCUUUUAGCAUCACGUAUAGCAUUAUCUGUAUGACUUUAACCUCUCAAAUUUGCUUCUCUAGUCAGCAUGAGUUGGCUGUUUUGAAAAGUGAUCAGUCACACUGUUUUGGAUGCUGGUGUAUCAACUUCGAACACUUUUAUUGUUGCUUCAAGCUGCAGCAAAAUUGAUCAGAUCAGCUGAGCUAUUUAUGACCCUAAUGACUGCAAUUAUUUAAGCCUAACUCUAAAGUCAUGUAGCUCCUUAUCUUGUACCUGAAGUCACAUCCUCAUUAGGAAAUCACAUACCCUCACUUUGGUAAGGAUCAACUUACACCUUCCCUUUUGUAGACACUGCUGGACUGCAACUUGUACAACAGCCUCCCCUCAUUCAAGUGCCAUUUAUUUGUAUCCUGAAAAGCAGAUGAGUAAUAAGGGGUUAUUUUAAGUCUUAACACACAUCAUACUAAGGCAGAAACACCUAGUUUUGAUUUUGUUCCCCCCAUAAUAAAGGAUGUUAUAGUCAUCUCAGGGAGAGGAUUGCCUUGAGCUACCUCAGGGUUUAAAAUACAGUCAAAGGGGACAGAACCUGAAACUUGUCCGUUUCAUUUAUCUGUUAAGUGAAGGCAUAACUUGUGUAAGGCCCUGGUCAAAUUAAUACCUGAGUACCGUGAAAGAACUAACCAUACAAAUUGGUAUGUUAAAUGAUAUUUGCCAAUUCUAUCGUAGAUGGCUCUUUUUCUACUUAAUAUUUUUUUUAAGUAGGAGUAAGAUAUUUACUGAAAACAAACUUGACCAUUUGUUAUCCUGUUUUGCUCAACCUGUGUAAUGAAAUUGACAGAACAUCUCUGAUGACAGCGUACACUCUUGUAAUAAAAUAUUUAAAGCCAAAUAGACCAUUCUUGUAUAGUAGCUAAACAGUCUGAAGAAUGCUGAAAGGUACACACUUUAAUUCAUUACUGUGGUUUUUUCUAUUUCAGCCAGCUGUUCUUAGCAAAUGGCUAAAAAACCCCAAAACCCAAACCUUCUGUAUUUGCAAUACACAGACUGAUGUUGUUCAAAGACCUUUGAAAAUCCUUCACACUAUGUAUUUCCACAACUGUCACUGGACUCUGAAUUAAGGGACUGAUGCCAACUCAUGACUUAAACUCAUAGUAAAUAAUUUUAUUAAAUAAGUGUGGCAGCAACAUAAGUAUUUGAUAAACAUCUGUCUACAGUAUAAGCGGACACAUUUAUGUUGUUGAAAUGUUCCCAUAGGAAUACACUAUCUACUGCUCACAUGUCAUUCCUUCCUUAUGCAGUAACCCCACAUGUCCAGACAUCAUCAGUUGUGCGCAACAGGCACAGCAUUAGCAACACAUUACAAGGCAGACAUGUGUAAGCAGCAUGGUGGACAAAAGGAAGGUAGUAUAUGAACAUAAGAAGAUGAUACAAUAAUUAUGAGCAACCAUAAACCAAAUAAAAGCUCUUCAGCAUACACUGAGGUGAAACAUAAGCCAGGCAAAGUGAUUCAAGUUCUCUCAGUGUUCUGUAACCAACUUCAUUAACUUUGCUUCUUAGAUGAAGCAUGGGCAUCAAAAUAAACUUGACUUUACUGGGACAGCUACUGUAUAACAAUCUCAACUGUAAACCAAUAUAUUUUUUUCUAAGGGUGCUACCUGACUCACACCUGUUUUAUUCUUUCCACUUUUGUGUAGGGUAGAUUACCUCAAAGGUAAAUUUUUUCCAGGUUACAUUAUACCUAUAGAGAUAUAUCAUGAGAUUUUGUAAAGUUAAUAUUUUCAUAAGGUUGCAGUGGAAGGCUGAAGUCUAACUGGGUGUCACAAAAGUCAUGGAAGAUAAUAGCCAGAUUCCAAUAGCUUGUUUUAAAAACCAGGAAAUAAUCCUAUCUGAAGGCAAACAGAUGCAGCUGCAACACAAAGGAGAGAGAUUAUAAAGGUCUUGACCAGUGGUAGCAUGCACCCAAACAUUGCACUGGAGAUACGGCUAAACACAUUACUUUUCUUAUGAAAAGUGAGAGGCUUAUUCUUUGUAAUCAUGUGCUUACGUGAACCUGUAAUUCUUCAUCUUAAGACAACACCCUCACCCCUCCCAAACCACGUGAAGAGAAAGCUUUGCUGACCAGAAUGUACACACUUCAGUAACCACCUCUGGCUAUCUCUUACUUGUUAACAAAGUGUAUCAAGGAGUAACAGUUUCUUCCUUCAGUAUUUUAAAAAACUGCUUGGUCUGAAAGGUAAACAUUUCUCUAUCAACCUCUAAUAGCAACAUUCAAACUCGAUUUGUAACAGUCCACUGCAGACACAGUUCUUGCUGUUGCCACCUGGCCCUGGAAUCAUCCGUGCUUUAUUCUGAAGGAGAACUGCGUUUGUGCUUCUCUGUUCUUUCCUGGUCAUCAAUGUCUGGAUACUCGGUAAGAUCCAAAGUCAGUACUCGACUGAACAUAAUGUCAUCGUGCUGAGAAGAGGAAGGAUCGUACAAUUUAAAAAAUUUCUGUUAUUUGAAAUAAACAUUUCACAAAUGACUAGAGAUACAAUAAUCAGCUUGAGUUACCAAAAUGAUCUUUUCAUCGAGCCAGUACCUGCAGUUAUUUCUGAACACAAAGUAGUUCAGAUCCAGCAACACAAUUCUGUACAUGAUUCACUGUAGUAACACUUAAGGUGUAAAUCAGUACUUCAACAAAACCCAGCUUGUAUUAAUUAACAAAAUUUGGUAAUAAUUAAUUGUUACCUCUGGGCACACUCCAAUCAAAGCAUCUGCUUUGGAAUAAAACUCUUCCUUUAGAGAAAUAACUAUCAUUUGCAACCGUUCAUGUGCCUGUUCUCUAAUGAAACUUGAUACCUUUGGAAAGAAGCCAAAUAUUUCAGUAAGUUAGUGCUGGCAGACUUAAA
This is a messenger RNA of Grus americana (Whooping crane), 5661 nucleotides long. RefSeq names its product family with sequence similarity 118 member A (gene SIRAL2). Bases 230 to 1372 code for a protein of 380 amino acids. NCBI's taxonomy places the organism in Eukaryota, Metazoa, Chordata, Aves, Gruiformes, Gruidae. The record is from RefSeq and is a predicted model, not a curated record. The transcript is spliced from 10 exons.